Molecule: messenger RNA, 2190 nt
Organism: Auanema sp. JU1783
Lineage: Eukaryota; Metazoa; Nematoda; Chromadorea; Rhabditida; Rhabditidae
Source: the annotation of a GenBank genome assembly
AUGGUUGUUGUAAUUCAUGGCUUUGAUAGUUCCGUCGAAACGGAUACGGAACUGUUGAGAGUACGUAUAGCUAAAGGUGAACGAUUAGGCAAACGUGAUUUAUUUGGAAUAACUGAUCCAUAUUGUAUAGUUCGAUUGGAGAAGGCUGAUGGUCAGCUUGUUGAUGAAGUUACUUUGGAGAAAAAAAAGAAAACCCGAAAUCCAUUAUGGAAUUCCGUUUUUACAUUCCGCGUCACCAAACAGUGUACUCUUAAAGUUUUGGUAUUUAAUGAGCAUCGUUUGAGAAGAGAUGAUUUAGUGGGAUCGUUAGAAUUUAUGCUCAAUGAUGAUAAUAUUCAAACGGAAUCACAGGCACCAAGUGCUCAUCCUUUAAAACCUGCUCGUUACAAAAAUCCCGGAACCAUUUGGAUGUCAAUGCAUUUUCUACCCUCCAACUCGUCCCCCAGUGAAUCAUCAAACGAUCUUCAAGCUUCAAGUUCAAUGCCCGAAGGUUGGGAAGAAAGAGAAGAUGCCAAUGGCCGAACCUUUUAUGUUAACCAUGUUCUUCGAACUACUCAAUGGGAACGGCCUGGUACAAGUGCCGAUAGAGAGGAAGAAUCUGUUCUAGAAACUAGAAGACGUCGAGACAAUUAUGAGCACAGAAGUCAAGUAACUGAUGGCAGUCCAGACGUUAUGCGCCAAGUGCAAGAGAUUGAUAAUGGUAUGAGAGCUAAUUUCGAUGGUCAAUCGUCAACAGGCGGCGAACUCAGUCCUCACGAGAUACCAUUACCUACUGGUUGGGAUAUGCAAAUAGCGCCGAAUGGAAGAACGUUUUUCAUCGAUCACAGAACGAAAACAACAACUUGGAUUGAUCCUCGAACAGGGUCCAUAGUAGCAAGACCGGGAGAGGGGCGAACGGACGAUGAGAUCGGUGCUAUGCCUGAAGGAUGGGAACAACGAGUUCAUACUGAUGGACGAGUUUUCUUCAUUGAUCAUAAUAACAAACGAACACAAUGGGAAGAUCCCCGCUUCGAGAAUGAAAGUAUUGCCGGUCCUACAAUUCCAUACUCGAGAGAUUAUAAACGAAAAGUCGAGUAUUUACGAUCCAAGUUGCCCAGAGCUGGAUCUAAUGGAAAAUGUGAUUUAAUAAUUAACAGAGAAACUGUAUUUGAAGACUCUUAUCGCCAAAUAAUGGAAAAGAGUCCCAGUGAACUACGGAAUAAGUUAUGGAUCGAGUUUAUUGGAGAAACAGGACUCGAUUAUGGAGGUGUUACAAGAGAAUGGUUUUUCCUUCUCUCUCAUGAAAUCUUCAAUCCAUAUUACGGGCUUUUUGAGUAUUCUGCUACGGAUAAUUAUACACUUCAAAUAAAUCCUCAUUCUGCCGCGUGCAACCCUGAUCAUCUAUCGUAUUAUCUUUUUAUUGGUAAAAUCAUGGGGAUGGCCAUAUACCACGGGAAACUACUUGACGCUUUCUUCAUUCGUCCAUUCUAUAAAAUGAUGCUGAGCAAGAAAAUAACUUUGUUUGACAUGGAAUCUGUAGAUAAUGCUUAUUAUAAUUCAUUGAUUUAUGUAAAGGAUAAUGAUCCUGAAGAGUUGUAUCUUACCUUUUCGGUAGAUGAGAGUGUGUUCGGAGAGACUCAAACUGUUGACUUAAUAGGCGGCGGGCAAUAUGUUAAAGUUACUGAAGAUAAUAAAGAAAAGUAUAUUGAAGCCGUUGUCAACUGGCGCUUUGUCAAACGUGUAGAAAAACAAAUGGAGCAAAUUCUCAAAGGAUUGCAUGAGGUUGUUCCGAGCACCCUUCUCAGAAUUUUUGAUGCUAACGAAAUGGAGCUACUCAUGUGUGGUUUACAAAAAAUUGAUGUGAAAGACUGGAAGUUAAAUACUGUGUACAAAGGUGGAUAUGGGCCCAGUAGUCAGGUUAUCCACAACUUCUGGAAAUGCAUACUUUCUUUUGAUAAUGAAAUGAGAGCUCGCGUUCUUCAAUUUGUUUCUGGAACCUCACGUGUUCCAAUGAACGGAUUCAGAGAGUUGUAUGGUUCAAAUGGUCCGCAGAAGUUCAGUAUUGAACGAUGGGGCAGCCCUGACAUGCUUCCUCGAGCACACACUUGUUUUAAUCGGUUGGAUUUACCUCCCUACCCUACAUUCGCAGAGCUCAAACAAAAACUAUGUACAGCUAUUGAAAACUCAGAAAUAUUCAGCGGUGUUGAUUAG